Messenger RNA from Fopius arisanus, 2052 nucleotides. RefSeq names its product actin-like protein 6B. Lineage: Eukaryota; Metazoa; Arthropoda; Insecta; Hymenoptera; Braconidae. Gene Ontology annotation, cellular component: NuA4 histone acetyltransferase complex; SWI/SNF complex. The transcript is spliced from 6 exons. Gene Ontology annotation, biological process: regulation of transcription by RNA polymerase II; nervous system development; chromatin remodeling. Bases 183 to 1433 code for a protein of 416 amino acids. The record is from RefSeq and is a predicted model, not a curated record. Gene Ontology annotation, molecular function: chromatin binding.
CCCUCUUUCCUGAUCGUUGAUUAGCAUAAAUCACAUUCGUGAGGGGAAUAUAAAAUCGGGCCUGAACCUUUUCCACUUGGGGUAGUCCAUCCUAUUCUCAUCGCGCAUGAUCUUUCGCAAAAAAAGGGGAUGAAUGCGCAUGCGAAAAUUACAAUGUUCAUUCGGCGUCGGUCACAUCCACUAUGAGUGGUGGUGUCUACGGUGGUGAUGAGGUCGGCGCCAUUAUAUUUGACAUUGGACAUCAGAGCUUGCGGGUGGGUUAUGGAGGUGAGGACAGCCCAAAAGCCGAAAUUCCGACGAGCCUGGGGGUGUGGGACGACCCCACCGAAUCCACCAAUACACCCAAAAAAAGAUACAACAUUGACGUCACAGCUAUACAAGUGCGACGAAAAGACAUGGAGAUAGUCAGCAUGAUGAAAGACGGAAUGAUAGACGAUUGGGACAUGUUCGAACGUCUAGCCGAAUACACAUACAAACAGCGUCUCCACGCUCUCUCGGAGCACCAUCCAAUUCUGAUGACCGAGUGUCCCUGGAAUACACGAGUAAAACGUGAAAAACUCCUGGAGUUGAUGUUCGAGAAGUUCAAUGUUCCCGCAAUGUACAUCUGCAAAAAUGCUGUGCUGGCAGCUUACGCUAACGGAAGAUCAACUGCGAUGGUCGUAGACAGCGGUGCAACACACACCAGUGCUGUUCCGGUUCAUGAUGGAUAUGUAAUCACUCAGGGCAUUGUAAAAAGUCCACUAGGAGGUGACUUCAUUACCAUGCAGUGCCGACAGUUUUUCGAGGAGAAGAGCAUCGAACUGAUGCCUGCCUGCUUGGUAGGCAGUAAAGAUGUCGUCAGGGAGAGGGACAUCCCCCGUUGGACAAAAAAACCAGGUCCUCCCCCCACAUCCACUUGGCUGAGUUACAUGGUACGGGAGUUACUUCAGGAUUUUCAGAUGAAUUGUCUUCAAGUUGCUGAUUCACCUUACGACGAAGAUGUUGCCAAUGCCCUCCCCAUGAAGCAUUUUGAAUUCCCCACUGGUUACAAUGACGAUUAUGGAUCUGUCAGGCUCAUGAUACCCGAGGCUCUAUUCGAUCCUAGUAAUGUCAAAGGGGUUGGAGCGAGUAUUCUUGGUAUUGGACCACUCGUUACAACCAGUGUCGGUAUGUGCGACAUGGACAUAAGACCUAGUCUGUAUGGAAGUGUCGUGGUAACUGGGGGCAAUUCUUGCUUGCAAGGCUUUAGUGAUCGCCUGAAUCGAGACCUAUCCAGCAAAACUCCACCGAGCAUGAGACUGAAGAUAAUGAGUGCUAAUAGCUCGAGCGAGAGACGAUUCGGUGCGUGGAUCGGGGGUUCGAUAUUGAGUUCAUUGGGAACUUUUCAGCAAAUGUGGCUGUCACGACAAGAAUAUGAAGAAUCCGGAAAACGAAUACUGGAUAAAUGCGCCUAAAUUCAGCUAUGGAAAAUUCUCAUUUUUAAACCCUCAAAGACUUCGUCAAUUGAUGGACCUCUGGAUCGGGAGGAAUUUAAUAGACAGUGCCAAAAUGAGGGUGAUGCUGGUGCUCCAGGAAUACUUUCAUUACACAUUUCAAUUGAUUUAGCGCGCAGGCUGUUUCGAUUUCGUUGGUCUUCCUAUUUUUAUACAGGCGAGAGCAAUUCUCGAUCGCUCAAUUACGACUGGUCAUCAGUGGCAAUCAUCCACAAAUAACACAAUCUCAGAUUGUCGCAAGCUCAAAUCCCCAUAUCUGUAUAGUUCUGUCAAUGUGUAUCGUAAUAAUGCCAAGAUAUGUAUCAAAAUGGUGAUUUCCUGAUAAGAAUUCGUAAUUGUAAGUAGAAAAUGAUUUGAGCAGGUGCUCAUGUACCAACAUAUUUAUUCUUUCUAUAAUCAUAAUAAAAAACACUAACAAAAUUCAUCCAACCACAAUAUCACGAGGGAAUUUUCACCCGAGAUUAUUCACUCAUCAUCCAAAAUCAUUCACUGAUCCAUCUCGAUCUCAAUCAUGACGUCUCAUCCACUCACCGAUUAAUUACGCGCAAUGAAAUGUCUUUGAUACUCAGAAAAAAAUCCU